AUGCAUGCCACCUUCAUCACCUUUCUCAUAGCCCCUCUCGUCGUUUUGGGUGCUUCAUCCGUCACGGUUGGUUUUGGUUCGACUGGUGGGCGAUGCUGCCGUGAUGGUGUUGCGGACCCCUCCAAUACCUGCAAAAACCUAGGUUUGAAUUCUUAUGCAUGCAGCGACCACAGUAGCUCUGCUCCUAAUGAGCCUGGACCCAAGUUUAGCGACAAGCCCAAAGGUGGCUGCGAUCAGCCAGAGAUUCAUAACUUCCCGACAGGACGCGAUGUGAAAACUUUCGUUGUCGGGUCCACUGUAAAUGUCAGACGCAGCAACGGGCAACAUCGAGGUUGGAUUCAUCGGAUGCGCGGCAUGAUAAACUGUAACAAGGCCCAAAGCAGAGCCGGGGACUCUGGAGAGGGGGCAUUGAACGGUGUCAUUAAUUAGAAUUUUUUGCGGAGAUACAUAGGUACCUAAUCAGCAAGAAGGAUCCCACUGCUGCCGUCAGAGAUCAACCUCUGUUUAAUAGUCAGUGUUUCCGGG
Molecule: messenger RNA, 525 nt
Organism: Pyricularia oryzae 70-15
Lineage: Eukaryota; Fungi; Ascomycota; Sordariomycetes; Magnaporthales; Pyriculariaceae
Exons: 2
Coding region: 1-429 (142 amino acids)
Source: RefSeq, a predicted model, not a curated record